AUGCGGCUAGUAUCUAGUGUAAUGCAGGGACAGAGCACUGUAAUCCAGCCUGACGCAGUGCCACUACUCUACACGCUCUACACUGCUGGUAUGCCUCUGUCAAUACAGUUGCCAUCCAGUUUGCCAUCCAGUGUAAUUGCAGAUCCGAGCACAGUAAUCCCGCCUGACGCUACGCUACUACACUACACUGCUGCUAUUCUCUCUGUCAAUACGGUUGCCAUCCAGUGUAAUUGCAGAUCCGAGCACAGUAAUUCAGCCCGACGCUACGCCACUACACUACACUGCUGCUAUUAUCUCUGCAAUACAGUUGCCAUCCAGUAUCCGAGCACAGUAAUCCCACCUGACGCUACGCCACUACACUACACUGCUGCUAUUAUCUCUGCAAUACAGUUGCCAUCCAGUGUAAUUGUAUAUUCGAGCACAGUAAUCCCGCCUGACGCUACGCCACUACACUACACUGCUGCUAUUCUCUCUGUCAAUACAGUUGCCAUCCAGUAUCCGAGCACAGUAAUUCAGCCCGACGCUUCGCCACUACACUACACUCCUGCUAUUCUCUCUGCAAAACUGUUGGUAUCCAGUGUAAUUGCAGAUCCGAGCACAGUAAUCCCACCUGACGCUACGCCACUACACUACACUGCUGCUAUUAUAUCUGCAAAACAGUUGCCAUCCAGUGUAAUUGCAGAUCCGAGCACAGUAAUCCCACCUGACGCUACGCCACUACACUACACUGCUGCUAUUAUCUCUGCAAUACAGUUGCCAUCCAGUGUAAUUGCAGAUCUGAGCACAGUAAUCCAGCCCGACGCUUCGCCACUACUCUACACUACUGCUAUUCUCUCUGUCAAUGUUGUUGGGCUCCGUGUUAACUACGUGAUGGCAGAUGACGACCCCCCACUCCCUUACGUCUCCCCCCUCCACUUACCCCCUCCCCCCACUAGCUGCGGGGCCAAUUAA
Molecule: messenger RNA, 951 nt
Organism: Macrosteles quadrilineatus (aster leafhopper)
Lineage: Eukaryota; Metazoa; Arthropoda; Insecta; Hemiptera; Cicadellidae
Exons: 5
Coding region: 1-951 (316 amino acids)
Source: RefSeq, a predicted model, not a curated record